AUGGAAAUACGCAGAGAGAGACUUCAGCAAAUAGUCAAGCUUGAUUGCAGCGAAGACGAUGAAAUCAGUGAUCUAUACCUUCACAUAGUACAAAUGUUUGRGAGUAUACAGAAAACCACAACGGGAGAUGUUACGAAAUUGCAGCUACUAGACGACGUUGAAAUAGAGCUAACGCUAAACAGCAUUGUUAUCGAGUGGACAAAGGACUCAAUGGUAAGUGAAACGGUCGCCGAUAGUAUAAUAAUAAUGACUCUUGGAUUACAAACGAAAAAGAAGAACGUACUGUCUGAAUCAAAACUAGAAGAGAGAGACAGUAAUGCUUGGAAAGUCCAUGAAUUACAAAACUUAUUUCAAGAACAAUUCGGAGAUUGUUUUAGUGCCGAAACAGGGCAGGAAGAAGGUGUAGGGAAUGGUAGUGUGACCAUAGGAAAGAGCAAAGCUAUAGUCGACUUCUCUACCAUGAAGCUGAUCGAUUGCAAUUCGAAUCCAUUAAGGGGGAGAGUGGAGAGUAUACUCAGCAUUGGGCAAAAACUAACAACCCCAUUGUGCUGA
Saccharomyces eubayanus is the source of this 552-nucleotide messenger RNA. RefSeq names its product cleavage polyadenylation factor subunit SYC1 (gene SYC1). The transcript has a single exon. The record is from RefSeq and is a predicted model, not a curated record. Bases 1 to 552 code for a protein of 183 amino acids. NCBI's taxonomy places the organism in Eukaryota, Fungi, Ascomycota, Saccharomycetes, Saccharomycetales, Saccharomycetaceae.